This is a messenger RNA of Arachis ipaensis, 1200 nucleotides long. Its product is annotated as mediator of RNA polymerase II transcription subunit 30. Gene Ontology annotation, cellular component: mediator complex. The record is from RefSeq and is a predicted model, not a curated record. NCBI's taxonomy places the organism in Eukaryota, Viridiplantae, Streptophyta, Magnoliopsida, Fabales, Fabaceae.
UCCCGUGCCAGAUCUAGCAUUCCAGACUCUAGAGCGCCGUUUCAAUCUCAUCGAGCUCCAGAGCGCCCCUCACCUCCGUCCAGCCACCGUCUGCGCGCUCACUUCCCCUCCAUCGCGCAGCAGCCAUCGCAACCUUCGAAGCCUCCGUCGCGCAACCUUCGAAGCCUCCAUCGCGCAGCAGCCAUCGCAAACUUCGAUGCCACCGUCUACUCCACCACUCUUGCAUGCUCUGUCUCCCUCGGUGUCUCUCGGUGUCUCUGUCUCCCUUGGUCACUCGGUGUCUCUGUCUCUGUCUCUCGGUGUCUCUGUCCCCCUCCGCAACCACAGUCUCUUGCAUGUUCUCUAGGUUCGAAUCCCUCUGUCUCUGAUUUUCAAUCUUCACUUCCUUUUCUCCAAAUUAGGGUUAGGGUUUUCCAAUUUCCCACUAUCAACAAUCCAAGACACUCGAUUGAACUCAGCAGCAACUAAAAUGGAAGAGCAAUCAGUAGUAAACGGCAUCGUUUCAGGUUCAAGCAGUUCCAGAACGACACAGGAGCUUGCAAUGGAAGGCCAGAAGUACCUCGAAGAAACCAUAGAGUACGCUUUUCAGAUCCUAUCUUCCAUGAACGACGAGCUCUGCAACCCCGUUUUGUGGUCCAUUGCUUCUCCGUCUGCAGCUUCCUCAGCUUCCCCGCUUCACCAUAACAACGGUCCUUCUUCUCACUCUUCCAACGGUGGCGCCGGAGAUGCUGCCUCCGAUAACUCCAACCACCAUGCUGAGAGUGGUGCCGUUGGUGGAGGAGCUGGUGCUGGUGGCGCACUCGAAGAGGCAAGGUUUCGCUAUAAGAACGCUAUUGCUUCUCUUCGAAACGUUCUCGAAGCAAUUCCCAAUUCUCAAAAGGCAAAAUCAUUUGACACUGGUUCAACUGAUAGUCCAAUGGAAUUGGAUGAUAUGGAAAUUGAGAAAUUGGAGGAGCGAGCCUCUUCUCUAAGAAAGGAGCUUGCCAACAAGAACAUGCACCUAAAGAUACUCAUUGAUCAACUGCGUGAUCUUCUCUCUGAUAUAUCAACGUGGCAAAGUCCUUAUUCAACCUGAAGAUUAGGAUGAACUCUUAAAUUUGAGGGUAGUAUCAUGAAAUGAAAACCUGAGUUCAGAGUACAGUAAAUGCUAAUUAUGCCUCUUGAUAUUCUAACACUUGAAGUUGCAUAGUGAUCACAAAA